UAAACCACCCCCAUGGGCCUCAGGUUGCCAAUCCCUGGGUUAAGGGAACAGCCACUAGGAAGUGAUUCAGCGCAGAAAGUAUGAGCAGGAGGGUCACAGAGAGGAGUUUUUAAAAGUUUCUAAAUAAAGUUCAUUGUUUUAUAUAGUACUUUUGUCUGAUCCUUAGUGAUAAUUAACACCACUUGAAACAAGAGUGGUAGUGGGCGACACUUGGUCAGGUCAUAGAAAACACAUCAUCUUCAUUAGGAUAAAGGCAAUACCCCCCCCCUUUCUUACGGCUUUAAUCUUUAUCCUGAUUACACUAAGAAUGCUAAGGAUGUAAACUUAUACAGUACACACACCUGCCUGUGAAAAUGCCCCAAGGAGCUAAAUGGGACUUGCAUCUGAGGAGCCUUGCAAAGGAUUGUUCUGGUGACACAGGGACCCACUUUUAACUCAAACAUGCAUUUGGGGACAUAUUUAUUUAUCUUUUACCAUAUAUUUGCAUAGUGGUAAGGCUGACCGAAACCAGAGCAGCGCACGGAAACGCUAGAGCGGUACCUAUUUAUCUACUUGCACUUUUUGGCGAGCUUUCAAACUGCUAGGUUGGCAGGAGCUGGGACCGAGCAACGGGAGCUCACCCCGUUGCAGGGAUUCAAACCACCAAAUGUCUGAUCAACAAGCCCAAGAGGCUCAGUGGUUUAGACCACAGCGCCACCCACGUCCCACUGAAAUAUAUUAGUGGGUCCCAAACCACCAGCUGUAGACCAGUGUUACAGAGAUAUUCACAUUAUGGUGGUAGGGUUCUUCAGUGAUAGAUCUACGGUAUUUUUCACUGGAGAGAGAACUUAAUCCUAAAGAACAUGCAAAACUGCCUAGCUUGAAAUGCAUACUCUUUUUAACUCAGUUGGAUAUGUGGCGCCAGCUAAAAUCGGGAAGAAUAUACAGCACAACAUUUAACAGCAUACAUAAGCCAUGAGAUGUAAAGCAGUAAUUGUUGCAGGUGAAAGUAGACGCUCAGUGAAUUGGUUUUGCAUUUCACAGUUGCUUUUACAAUGCUUGAAGAUAAUGCUCUGAGCUACUCAGUAAGAUUUAGGAAGGAUUUAACAGUUUCAACAAGCCUGGCAAAAUAGGAUUGCCCUUUCUCCAAAACACAGGUUCAUAUACUCAGUAUAUUACAAUGCUUAAAUUAAGGACUGACAAUCCAAGCACUUUCAGGUGUUGCUGUUUUUUUAUUAUCCCUUUCUCUUAUUUCUGCCCUUGCAUAGCUUUGUUGCUGCUGCUUCCUCCUUGCAAAACUCACAUGUGAGCAGAAGGUUCAGCAGUUCCAGAGAAAACAAAGAUUACUGAUUAGAAAAGAACAUAAUCAGGUAGAUUGACACUGUGUUGGAAGAAACCAUUGCCCUGCAAAGGGGAGGGAGAGUGACACAGAUACUCUUAGCAGCAUGCUAGUUGAGAGUACAUUACUGUUACUGUUUACAACAGCUUCACUGGACGUAAUAUUCCUGAAGGAAGCUAAAAGGGAUUGUGCUAUUUUCUGUCUCUCGAAAACUGCACAGAGUACAUGUGCAGGUACCAUCAGUGUUAAGGGGUUGUUGUUAAAAAAAAGAAAUCUUUUUCAUAGAAGGAAUGAGACAGGACGGUAUUUGAAAUGUCUGGUGAGUCAUCUGAUGAAAGGGAAGAUGUUCAAAAGAAAACAUUCACAAAAUGGGUAAAUGCACAGUUUGCUAAGUUUGGUACAUACCCUAUAGAAGAUCUCUUCAAUGAUUUUCAAGAUGGACGAAGGCUCCUGGAGCUCCUGGAAGGUCUUACAGGCCAAAAGCUCAGUAAAGAAAGGGGCUCCACAAGAGUUCAUGCCUUGAACAACGUCAACAAAGCACUACAAGUCCUUCAGAAAAACAAUGUAGAUCUGGUGAAUAUCGGCAGCACAGAUAUUGUGGAUGGCAAUCAUAAACUGACUCUUGGAUUGAUCUGGAGUAUAAUUCUCCACUGGCAGGUCAAAGAUGUAAUGAAAAAUAUCAUGGCUGGACUGCAACAGACAAACAGUGAAAAGAUCUUGCUGAGCUGGGUCCGUCAAUCAACUCAGAAUUAUCCGCAGGUCAAUGUUGUUAAUUUCACCAGCAGCUGGUCUGAUGGCUUGGCUUUCAAUGCACUCAUCCACAGUCACAGACCAGAUCUAUUUGACUGGGAUAGUGUGGUUCGCCAACAGUCAGCUGUACAACGAUUAGACCAUGCAUUCAAUGUAGCCAAACGACACCUAGGAAUCGAAAAACUUCUUGAUCCUGAAGAUGUCGCAACUGCUUAUCCUGAUAAGAAGUCCAUCUUGAUGUACGUGACAUCGCUUUUCCAAGUCCUGCCCCAGCAAGUUACUCUUGAAGCCAUCCAGGAAGUGGAAACAUUGCCACGGCAAUCAAAGCACAUCAGAGAAGAGCACGUACAGUUACAUCGACAGCGCUUUUCACAACAGAUCAAAGUCAGUGUAGCACAGGGUCAUGUGCGCACCCCUUCACCUCCACCUAAACCUCGCUUCAAAAGCUAUGCGUACACACAAGCUGCUUAUGUCAUGUCCCCUGACCCAAAAGGGAAGGUGUUCCCUCCACAGCAUUUGGAAACACAUGAACAGAGGUUAUUUGCAACUUCACCCAUGGAUACAGAAGUAGAUCUGGAAGGCUACCAAACUGCAUUAGAAGAAGUACUCUCAUGGCUUCUGUCUACUGAAGAUUCUUUGCAAGCACAAGGAGAUAUAUCCGCUGAUGUAGAAGAAGUUAAAGAGCAGUUUCACACCCACGAGGGUUUUAUGAUGGAAUUAACAGCUCACCAGGGACGUGUUGGUGAUGUUUUGCAAAUAGGCAGCCAACUUCUGUCAUUUGGGAAGCUUUCAGAAGACGAAGAAAAUGAAAUACAAGAACAAAUGAAUCUUCUUAAUUCACGAUGGGAAAAUCUCAGGGUCACAAGUAUGGAAAAACAGAGCAAUUUGCACCGCAUUCUGAUGGAUUUACAAAAUCAGCAGCUAAGCCAACUCUCUGAAUGGUUAGCUAAAACAGAAGAAAGAACAAAAAGGAUAGAGUCAGAGCCCUUGGGACCUGAUUUGGAGGACUUAAAGCGACAGAUAGAAGAGCAUAAGGCCAUUCAAGAAGCCUUGGAGCAGGAACAAGUCAAGGUUAAUUCCCUCACACAUAUGGUUGUUGUAGUAGAUGAAGCUAGUGGAGACAAAGCUACAGCUGCAUUAGAACAACAACUUCAGCAUUUAGGAGACCGCUGGGCUACAAUUUGCAGAUGGACAGAGGAUCGCUGGUUUCUACUCCAAGAUGUCCUUCGAAAAUGGCUGCAAUUUACUGAAGAACAGGGUCUUUUCGAUGCAUGGCUUUCUGAGAAGGAAGAUGCUCUCAACAAUAUCCAUACCACUGAUUUCAAAGAUCAGAAAGAAAUGUUGGAAAAUCUACAAAAGUUGGCUAUACUGAAAGGAGAACUGGAAAUCAAGAGAAAGACUAUGGAUAAACUCAACUCACUCAGCCAAGAUCUCCUUUCAGCUGUGAAGAGUAAAGCACUAUCUCAAAAGCUGGAAGGGUGGUUGGAAAAUGUGGCUCAGCGUUGGGAUAGUUUGGCCCAGAAGCUGGAGAGCAGUUCUAAGCAGAUUUCACAGGCUGUUGCUACCACUCAGACAUCACUAACACAGACAACAGUGAUGGAAACUGUAACUAUGGUGACCACCAGAGAGCAAAUCCUGGUUAAGCAUGCUAAAGAGGAACUCCCACCACCACCGCCCCACAAGAAGAGGCAAAUAGUUGUGGAUUCUGAAAUUAGGAAAAGGUUUGAUGCUGAUACAACAGAGCUUCACAGCUGGAUGACCCGCUCAGAAGCUGUUCUCCAGAGCCCAGAGUUUGCAAUAUAUCGAAAAGAAGGGAACCUGUCAGACCUCAGAGAAAGAGUUAAUGCCAUCGAACGAGAAAAGCCUGAGAAGUACAGGAAACUCCAAGAUGCAAGCAGAUCAGCUGAGGCCCUGGUGGAACAGAUGGUGAAUGAGGGGCUUAAUGCUGACAACAUCAAACAAGCCUCAGAGCAAUUGAACAAUCGCUGGAUUGAGUUCUGUCAGUUGCUGAGUGAAAGACUAGCAUGGCUGGAGUACCAAAAUAACAUCAUUGCCUUCUACUCCCAGCUGCAGCAAUUGGAGCAGACAGUAAUUACUGCUGAAAACUGGCUGAAAGCACAACCCACACCAAUGGCAGAUCCUGGUGCAGUGAAAACACAGCUAGAUAAGUGCAAGGAUGAAGUCAUCCACUUAUCCACCCUUCAGUCCCAGAUAGAAAAACUAAAGGUUCAAAGCAAAGCAUUAAAAGAGAAACAACAAGGUCCAAUGUUUCUAGAAGCAGAUCUUAUUGCUUUUACCAACCACUUCAAUCAAGUUUAUGAUGAUGUGAGAGCUAGAGAAAAGCAUCUACAAAGAACUUUUGAUAGUUUGCCACCCAUGCAGUAUAAGGAAACUAUGAACACCAUUCUCUUGUGGGUUCAUCAGUCUGAAGCAAAACUCUCCAUACCUCAGGUUACAGUCACUGAAUUAGAAAUCAUGGAACAAAGGCUCAGGGAGCUAAAGGCUCUACAAAGUUCCCUGCAGGAGCAACAGAAUGGACUCAACUAUUUAAGCACAACUGUAGAAGAUAUGUCUAAAAAAGCUCCUGCAGAGGUCAGUCAGAAAUAUCAAUCAGAAAUUGAAGGGAUCCAUGGCCGUUGGAAGAAGCUAUCAACUCAGUUGACAGAGAACUGCCAAAAACUUGAGGAACUGAUCACUAAGCUACAACAGUUCCAGAAUGACUCUAAAACCCUGAAGAAAUGGAUGGCUGAAGUGGAUGUUUUUCUAAAAGAAGAGUGGCCUGCACUUGGUGAUUCAGAAGCACUUGAGAAACAGCUAGAACAGUGUACAGCUCUAGUAAAUGAUAUCCAGACAAUCCAGCCCAGUUUGAAUAGUGUUAAUGAGAUUGGGAAGAAAAUGAAGAAUGAAGCAGAGCCAGAGUUUUCUUUGAAGAUACAAGCUGAACUAAAAGAACUUAACGCUCAGUGGGAUCACAUUUGCCAACAGGCCUAUGCUAAGAAGGCAGCGCUGAAAAGUGGUUUGGAUAAGACUGUGAGUCUUCGAAAGGAUUUAUCAGAGAUGCAUGAGUGGAUUACACAAGCAGAAGAAGAGUACCUUGAGAGAGAUUUUGAAUAUAAAACACCAGAUGAAUUACAGAAAGCUGUUGAGGAACUGAAGAGAGCAAAAGAAGAGGCAACACAGAAAGAUGUGAAAGUGAGGCUUCUCACAGAGUCGGUGAACAAUUUUAUAGCAAGGGCUCCACCUGCAGCUCACGAGGCCUUAAAAAAGGAACUUGAUGUUCUAACUAGGAAUUACCAGCGACUCUGCAGCAGGCUAAAUGGGAAGUGCAAAACGUUGGAGGAGGUAUGGGCAUGUUGGCGUGAAUUAUUGUUGUACUUGGAUGUUGAAAACAAAUGGUUGAAUGAGAUAGAAUCAAAACUCAGGGCAACAGAAAAUAUUCAAGAAGGCACAGAAGAGAUCUCAGAAGCACUAGAUUCUCUGGAAACAUUAAUGCAACACCCAGAAGAUAACCGCAAUCAGAUUCGUGAGUUGGCACAGACCUUAACUGAUGGUGGAGUUCUGGAUGAACUGAUCAAUGAAAAACUGGAGAAGUUCAAUACUCGGUGGGAAGAGCUACAGCAAGAGGCUGUGAGGAGACAAAAGGUUCUUGAACAAAGUAUCCACUCUGCACAAGAGAUUGACAAAACCCUUCAGCUAAUUCAAGAGUCUCUUGCUUUCAUUGAUCGACAGUUAACUGGUUAUAUUGCGGACAGAAUUGAUGCAGCACAAGUACCUCAAGAAGCACAGAAAAUUCAAUCAGAGUUGACAAGCCAUGAGAUUAGUUUGGAUGAAAUGAAAAAACGGAACCGGGGUAAGGAUGCCACCAAAAGGAUAUUCUCCCAAAUCGAUAUUGCACAGAAAAAGCUACAAGAUGUCUUCUUGAAGUUUCGCUUGUUCCAAAAGCCAGCCAAUUUUGAGCAGCGCUUACAGGAAUGUAAAAUAAUUUUAGAUGAAGUGAAAUCGCAAGUGCCGAAGUUGGAGUUGAGGAGUGUCGAGCAGGAAGCAGUGCAAUCGCAGCUUGAUCACUGUAUGAAAUUGUAUAAAACUCUUAGUGAAGUGAAAUCUGAAGUGGAAACAGUCAUAAAAACUGGGCGUCAGAUUGUGCAAAAACAGCAAACGGAGAACCCAAAAGAACUGGAUGAAAGGCUAACAGCUUUGAAAUUACAAUAUAAUGAUUUGGGUGCCAAGGUGACUGAAAAAAAGCAAGAACUGGAGAAAUGUUUGAAAUUAUCUCGGAAACUGAGAAAGGAAAUGAAUGCUCUGACAGAAUGGCUGGCAGUGACAGAUUCAGAACUGACAAAGAGAUCAGCAGUAGAAGGCAUGCCUAUCAAUUUAGAUGCUGAAGUCGCCUGGAGCAAGGCAACCCAGCUAGAAAUUGAAAAACGCCAGCUUCAGUUGAAGAACAUUACUGAUUUGGGAGAAGGGCUGAAGACAGUGCUUAAAGGGAAGGAAAGCAUAGUGAAUGAUAAACUCAGCCUUCUGAGUAGUAACUGGAUUGCAGUAACUUCUCGAGCUGAAGAGUGGUUUAACUUGUUGCUGGCAUAUCAGAGACACAUGGAGAAUUUUGAUCAGAAUGUUGCUAACAUCACUACCUGGAUGUAUCGGGCGGAAAUACUAUUGGAUGAAUCUGAAACACAAAAACCUCAGCAAAGGGAAGAAAUUCUUAAGCGCUUAAAGGCUGAGCUGAAUGAUAUGCGUCCAAAGGUGGACUCUGUGCGUGACCAGGCAGUAGACUUGAUGACAAACCGUGGAGAUCACUGCAGGAAAGUAAUAGAGCCUAAACUGGCAGAGCUCAACCAGCGAUUUGCAGCCCUAUCAGAAAGAAUUAAAAGUGAAAAGCCCUUCAUUCCUUUGAAGGAAUUGGAACAGUUUAACUACGAUAUACAAAAAUUGCUUGAACCACUGGAGGCUGAAAUUCAGCAGGGGGUGAAUCUGAAAGAGGAAGACUUCAAUAAAGAUAUGAGUGAAGAUAAUGAGGGUACUGUAAAAGAACUGCUUCAACGAGGAAAUGUGCUUCACCAGACAAUCACAGAUGAAAGAAAAAGAGAGGAAAUAAAAAGUAAACAGCACCUGUUGCAGACUAAGCAUAAUGCUCUCAAGGAUCUGAGGUCUCAAAGAAGGAAAAAAGCUUUGGAGAUUUCUCCUCAAUGGUAUCAGUAUAAGAGGCAGGCUGAUGAUCUAAUGAGCUGGCUGGAUGACAUUGAGAAAAAAAUAGCAAGCUUACCAGACCCCCAAGAUGAACAGAAGCUAAAGGAAAUUGAUCGAGAAUUGGAGAAGAAGAAGGAAGAGCUGAAUGCGGUACAGAGACAAGCUGAUCGCUUGUCUAAGGAUGGGGCUGCAAAAGCAGUGGAACCAACCCUGAUACAGCUCAGCAAGCGCUGGCGAGAUAUUGAGAGCAAAUUUGCUCAAUUUCGAAGACUCAACUAUGCACAAAUUCAAACAGUUCGUGAGGAGACAACUGUUGUGAUGACUGAAAGUAUGACUGUGGAAACCUCUUAUGUGCCUUCUGCAUACCUGGCAGAAAUCCUUCGGCUACUACAAGCUUUGUCUGAUGUGGAAGACCUCCUUAAUUCUCCCAGUCUGCAGGGGAGGGACUGUGAGGAUCUUGUCAAACAAGAAGAGUGCCUCAUGAAAAUUAAAGACAGCCUAGGGAGAUACUCAGGACAGAUUGAAGUUAUUCGCAAUAAGAAGACUGCAGUUUUAAAAAGUGCCACACCUGGAGAAGCUGGAAGGAUACAGGAAAAGCUGGCGCAGCUUACUUACCAGUGGGAAAAAGUUAACAAGAUGUAUCAGGACCGACAUACAAGAUUUGACAGAUCAGUGGAGAAAUGGAGGAAUUUCCAUCAUGAUAUGAAAAACUUUAGCGACUGGUUAACUGAGGCAGAACAAAAUUUAGGUAAAAUAUGGAUAGAGUCCGAGGAUCCAGAUGUUUCCACAACCGAGCAAUAUAUCAAGGACCUCCAGGAUGGCAUUGGGAGACAGCAAGCUGUUGUCAGAACAUUGAACAUAGCUGGGGAGGAAAUUAUUGAGCAGUCAUCAAUAGCCGAUGCCAGUGUAUUGAAGGGGAAACUGGGAAGCCUGAAUUAUCGGUGGAAGGAACUCUGCAAACAACUGGCAGAGAAAAAAAAGAGGCUAGAAGAAGAACAGAAUCUUCUGACAGAAUUGCAAUAUAAUUUAAAUAAGUUUUAUUUAUGGUUAGACGAAGCAAGUAGUGUUGCUGGCAUUCCUGUUGAACCAGGAAAUGAAUACCAGUUAAAGGACACUCUUCAGAAAGUAAAGUUAAGAGUGGAAGAACUGCCUCCACACAAGGGAAUACUGAAACGAUUAACUGAAGCUGGAGGAAAAGCACUUGGUAGUGCAUCCCUGAGCCCUGAAGUAAAACAUAAGCUUGACACUAGACUCAAGGAGGCUAACCAUCGCUGGAUAAAGGUAUCCAAAGAUCUGCCUGAGAAACAGAAAGAAAUUGAGCACCUGCUAAAUAAUUUGAACCAGCUUGAACAACAGUUAACUCAGCUGAAAUUGUGGCUCUCUCCCAUCAAAGAACAAUUGGAGCUUUACAACCAAGUGGGCCAACCUGGGGCUUUUGACAUCAAGGAAAUUGAAGCAGCCGUGAUAGCUAAACAGCCGGAUGUGGAAGGGAUUUUGUCUAAAGGGCGUCAUUUAUACAAAGAAAAACCAGCCACUCAACCCGUAACGAGAAAAUUAGAAGAUUUAAAUACUGACUGGAAAGCAGUAAACCGUUUAAUACAAGUGUUGAAAGGAAAGCCAGUGUCUGGGCCCUCAGGAAUUGUAUCAUCUGCUGUUGUAACUUCUCCUGGCCAAACUGUUACUGUGGUAACGCAAACUCUGGUAACCAAGGAAACUACCAUCUCCAAACAAGAAAUGCCAUCAUCUUUGCUUCUGGAGGUGCCAGCCCUGGCUGAAUUCAAUAAGGCAUGGGCAGACCUCACUGACUGGCUUUCUCUAUUGGAUCGAGUGAUAAAAUCCCAAAUAGUGACUGUAGGUGAUCUUGACGAAAUCAAUGACAUGAUCAUCAAACAAAAGGCAACGCUACAAGACUUGGAACAAAGGCGCCCUCAGCUGGAAGAGUUAAUAACAGCAGCACAGAAUUUGAAAAAUAAAACCAGCAAUCAAGAGGCUCGAACAGUCAUUACUGAUCGAAUUGAAAAGAUACAGAACCAGUGGGAUGAAGUUCAGGGGCACCUUCAGAACCGAAGACAGCAAUUACAUGAAAUGUUGAAAGAUUCAACACAGUGGUUGGAAGCCAAGCAAGAAGCUGAGCAGGUUCUGGAAUGUGCGAAAGCCAGGCUUGAGUCAUGGAAGGAGAUUUCUUACACUGUAGAAGGACUAAAGAAGCAGAACGCAGAACUCAAGCAAUUUGCAAAAGAGCUACGGCAGUGGCAUAUAAAUGUGGAUGUGGCAAAUGAUUUGGCACUUAAGCUUCUCCGGGAUUAUUCAACUGAUGACACCAGAAAAGUAGAACUGAUGACUAAUAACAUUAAUGAUGCUUGGGCCACCAUUAAUAAGAGAGUUAGUGAGCGAGAGGCCGCACUAGAAGCAGCCCUAAGGCUGCUACAACAAUUCUACCUGGAUCUGGAAAAGUUCCUCGCCUGGCUUACAGAAGCAGAAACCACUGCCAAUGUUCUGCAAAAUGCCACACACAAAGAGAGAAUACUAGAAGAUACCCAAGGGGUUCGGGAGCUCAUGAAGCAGUGGCAGGAACUUCAGAAAGAAAUUGAAACCCAUACUGAUAUCUUCCACAGCCUGGAUGAAAAUGGACAGAAAAUCUUGAGAUCCUUGGAAGGUUCUGAUGAUGCAGCCUUGUUGCAGAGACGCCUGGAUAACAUGAACUUCAGAUGGAGUGAACUUAGGAAAAAAUCUCUAAAUGUUAGGUCUCAUCUAGAAGCUAGUUCUGACCAGUGGAGACGGCUACACCUUUCUCUUCAGGAACUUUUGGCAUGGCUGCAGUUGAAAGAAGAUGAGUUAAAGCGACAGGCUCCCAUUGGUGGAGAUCUUCCCACAGUGCAAAAACAGAAUGACACCCAUCGGGCCUUUAAGAGAGAAUUGAAAACUAAAGAACCUGUUAUCUCGAAUGCACUUGAAACAGUGAGAUUAUUCCUAGCAGAACAACCUUUGGAGGGACUGGAAAAGCUUUACCAGGAGCCUCGAGAACUGCCUCUGGAGGAAAGAGCCCAGAAUGUCACUCGACUCUUGCGAAGGCAAGCAGAUGAGGUCAAAACAGAAUGGGAUAAACUGAAUAUACAGUCCACUGAAUGGCAAAAAAAGAUAGAUGAAGCUCUUGAAAGACUGCAGGAGCUUCAGGAGGCAAUGGAUGAGCUGGACCUGAAACUGCGUCAGGCUGAAGCUCUCAAGGGCUCUUGGCAGCCAGUGGGGGAUUUGCUGAUUGACUCUCUCCAGGAUCACCUAGAAAAACUCAAGGUUUACCAAGCAGAAAUUGCACCUCUUAAAGAGAACGUGAACAAUGCUAAUGACCUAGCUCAUCAGUUUACCUCUUCUGAAAUACAGCUUUCCCCAUAUACCCUCAACCGCCUCGAAGACUUGAAUGGAAGAUGGAAACUCCUGCAGGUGUCCAUUGAUGAGCGUAUCAGACAGUUGCAUGAGGCCCACCGAGAUUUCGGUCCUACUUCUCAGCACUUCCUUUCCACUUCUGUCCAGGGCCCCUGGGAGAGGGCAAUAUCGCCAAACAAAGUGCCCUACUACAUCAACCAUGAGACGCAGACUACAUGCUGGGAUCAUCCUAAAAUGACUGAGCUCUACCAGUCCUUAGCUGACUUGAACAAUGUUAGAUUCUCAGCAUACAGAACUGCUAUGAAGCUCCGAAGACUACAGAAAGCUCUUUGUUUGGAUCUCCUGAGUCUGUCUGCUGCAUGUGAUGCCUUGGACCAGCACAACCUCAAACAGAAUGACCAACCAAUGGAUAUACUUCAGAUCAUCAACUGCUUGACUACCAUUUAUGAUCGACUCGAACAAGAGCACAAUAACCUAGUCAACGUCCCUCUCUGCGUGGACAUGUGCCUCAACUGGCUUUUGAAUGUUUAUGACACGGGUCGAACAGGAAGGAUCCGUGUCCUCUCUUUUAAAACUGGUGUUAUUUCCCUCUGUAAAGCACAUUUGGAAGAUAAAUACAGAUAUCUAUUCAAACAGGUAGCCAGUCCCACUGGAUUCUGUGACCAGCGUCGUCUAGGCCUCCUCCUGCAUGACUCUAUUCAGAUUCCAAGACAGCUGGGUGAAGUUGCUUCUUUUGGUGGCAGUAAUAUUGAACCCAGUGUCAGGAGCUGCUUUCAGUUUGCCAAUAACAAGCCUGAAAUUGAGGCAGCCCUUUUUCUGGAUUGGAUGAGACUUGAACCACAGUCCAUGGUAUGGCUGCCAGUUUUACAUAGGGUGGCUGCUGCUGAAACUGCCAAACACCAAGCCAAGUGCAACAUCUGUAAGGAGUGCCCAAUAAUUGGUUUCAGGUACAGAAGUUUAAAGCACUUUAAUUAUGACAUCUGCCAAAGCUGCUUCUUUUCUGGGCGAGUUGCAAAAGGUCAUAAGAUGCACUACCCAAUGGUAGAAUAUUGUACACCGACUACUUCAGGAGAAGAUGUUCGUGACUUCGCCAAGGUAUUGAAAAACAAAUUCCGAACAAAAAGAUACUUUGCAAAACACCCAAGAAUGGGCUACCUGCCUGUACAAACAGUGUUGGAGGGAGACAACAUGGAAACUCCUGUUACUCUGAUCAACUUCUGGCCAGUAGAUUCUGCGCCUGCUUCGUCCCCUCAGCUUUCACAUGACGAUACCCAUUCACGUAUUGAACAUUAUGCUAGCAGGCUAGCAGAAAUGGAGAACACCAAUGGGACGUACCUGAAUGAUAGCAUUUCUCCUAAUGAGAGCAUAGAUGAUGAACAUUUGUUAAUCCAGCACUACUGCCAAAGUUUGAACCAAGAAUCCCCACUCAGUCAACCGCGAAGCCCUGCACAAAUUCUAAUUUCCUUGGAGAGUGAAGAAAGAGGUGAACUGGAGAGAAUUCUAGCAGACCUGGAGGAAGAAAACAGAAACCUUCAAGCAGAAUAUGAUCGAUUAAAGCAGCAACAUGAUAACAAAGGACUGUCUCCACUGCCAUCCCCACCUGAGAUGAUGCCCAUUUCCCCCCAGAGUCCACGAGAUGCUGAACUCAUUGCAGAAGCCAAGUUGCUUCGUCAGCACAAAGGCCGCCUAGAAGCCAGGAUGCAAAUCCUGGAGGAUCACAACAAACAGCUGGAAUCACAGCUGCACAGGUUGAGGCAGCUGCUGGAACAGCCUCAAGUGGAUUCCAAGGUGAAUGGUACAACUCAGUCUUCUCCUACCUCGUUACAGAGGUCAGAUAGUAAUCAGCCAAUGCUUCUCCGCGUAGUUGGGAGUCAGACUUCAGAAUCUAUGGGUGAGGAUGAUCUGCUCAGUCCUCCCCAGGACACAAGCACAGGGUUAGAAGAGGUCAUGGAACAGCUCAACAAUUCUUUCCCAAGUACAAGAGGCCACAAUGUAGACAGCCUUUUCCACAUGGCAGAUGACUUGGGCCGAGCAAUGGAAACGUUAGUGACCAUGAUGACCGACAACAAGGUGUUAGAAUAGCAAGAUGUGUUUUACAACUUCAGGCGUACCCGCAUGGUUUUUAUAAUAUUCAUAUGACAAAAGGAUUAGACUGUAAGAGUUUACAUGAAAACAAAUUAUAUUUUUGUGAAGGGUAGUGGUACUAUACUGUAGAUUUCAGUAGUUUCUUAAGUCUGUUAUUGUUUUGUUAACAAUGGCAGGUUUUACACGUCUAUGCAAUUGUACAAAAAAAUUAUAAGAAAACUACAUGUAAAAUCUUGAUAGCUAAAUAACUUGCCAUUUCUUUAUAUGGAACACAUUUUGGGUUGUUUAAAAAAAAUUUAUAACCGUUAUAAAGAUUGUAAACAAAGUGUGCUUUAUAAAAAAAAGUUUAUAUAAAUCCCUAUUUAAAAAAAACAAAAAAGAGGCAGUGCAUUUGCUCUGUAAUUGUAUCAGACAUAAUUCAUGUUCUGUGUUCUUUUCCUUAUGAAUCAAAGAGAGAAUUUCUGAAACACCAAAACUAUUAACAUACAUUUCUCAUUGUUUUGUGUCUGACUAGCACUGGCUUAAAAAAAUAGUAUUGUCCUGAACUUCCAGUAGAGGUAGCUUUUCCACCUCCUUCCAAGUAAAAAUUAAGUCUUACGGGAAUUUAUCCAGCUAGUUGGCAAUAAUAUGAAAGAGCACAUUACAUGACGAAUGCUAUCUUCAGAGCUUGCAACAAUAAAAAAAAGACAAAUUGAAUCAGUAUUCUCUGCUCCUGCUGUUUCCUCCACUUCUAUGAACCCAAAUGUUGUUAGUAAACACAAAAUAGGAAUUGCCUCACCGGAUUAUACCUUUGGACUUCAUCAUCCGGUAGUCUGCCUCUGACACUGGCCAGCACCUUAAUGCUUCAAAGCAGAAGUCUUGAUUUGCUUUUAAACCCUGUGAUGCCACCUUUAGUGAGAUACCCUGCAUCUUUGUGUGUGUGGUUUUUUUUAGGGGUGUGUGUGUUGAGGACUUGAAUACAGAUAGUGACCGACCUGUGAUCUGCUUCCAUCCUGAAAGUUUGAUUACUCAUAUUAUUAAUAUUUAAUUUUAAUUGUUAUAGUAGCAGUAUUUUUAAGCAUUGAGAAUUGCCUAGUCUCUUAAAAACAAAAUGGUCACUAGAGAUCUGCCUUGCAGCAAAUUCCAAGGAGCCACAACAUUUCAAUUAAACAGGAAAUAGCAUGGAGCAAUUAUAUCAGCUUCAGUUCUAUCAACAGUUAUAAGUAGCCACACUGCUUCAUGGGAGGCUGGUCAUCCAAGACAAUAGCCGGUAAUUUUGUUCCUCCCUAGGUCUUUCUACAAAUAAUACCGCACAAUUAACAAUGACUCAGGAGAGGGAUAACAGAAAAUAGAUGUUACAUAACAGCUCCUCAGGUUUACUACUAUAAAAUUUUGAGGUGCUGUUAACAAAAGCUUUACCAUUUCAUUCCCUUCCCUUCCACCAGCCUUUAAUUCCACUGUCUGAAAAUAGAAUUUCACCAAUCUAAUCUACAUUAAUACUUUGCAAGAGUAAAAUCUGUUACCUCUUCUUGUACGAAGUGUAAUUAAACUUGGGGAAAAAUAUUUUAUUUUUAAUGCUAGUUAACAUUAAACAUGGGUAGUCAUGUUAUUUCUACCUCACUUUGGUUUUGUGGUGUUCCUGACAAUUAUAUAUUACAUCAUCACCACUUGUCCAUUGUGUGAACAGGUCUUACCAUCUUAACAACAAGACGUUUAAAAAUGUAAUAACUUGCAAAAGUGGCCCCAAACAUACAUUUUCAAACUAUUUUUAAAAGAACUUUGGAUGCAAUCUAUCCUAGUGUGAGCACAGUGCCCACACACUGAGGUCUAAGCCCUGUUGCUCCCAGUCUCCCUCAACCAUGAUUGUGAAUGGAAGUUUGUUGGCACCAAACUUUCCCAUCUUGCCCAGGGAUAUGUUUUUCCAAAAGGAUGCAUUCUGAGGGGAGGGGCCAUUACCUCAUGAGCAGACACUUGACCCAUACUAGGCUGGAUUGUACCAUUUAUCAAUAAGCAUCCUGCAUAUUCUCAUAGGAAAAUGCAGAAUCUAUGGGGUGGGGUUUGUUCAUUUAUGCUUUUAAGUUGAAAGUUCUCUUUAAACAUUUGGAAACUAAUAAAGAGUGCACGGUUGUUUUCAUCAGGGUUUUCAUCCCCCCCCUUCAUAGACAUUAGUUUUGAAGUGAGUCUGUCAAAAGUAUUUAAAGACUUUAAGAGCUUUAUUGCUGCUUUUUAAGCAUUUCUUUGGGAAUAUUUCAUGUUCCUUAUAUCCACAAACUAUUAAACUGUAAUACAUUUAUCAGCAUAACUAACUAACUAUCAUUUGGCAUGUUAUACCAUUGUUAUCCAGUACUGGUUUAUUACUUUGGUAUCAUAAUCUAUUGUGUUCUAACAUCUACACUGUAACAUUUACUAAUUAUUUUUAUAAACUUCAGUUUUACUGCAUUUUUCACAACAUAUCAAAUUUCACCAAAUAUAUGCCUUACUUAUUGUAUUAUAUACUGCUUUACUGUGUAUAUCAAUAAAGCACGCAAUUAUGUUAUAAAAA
Molecule: messenger RNA, 15242 nt
Organism: Zootoca vivipara (common lizard)
Lineage: Eukaryota; Metazoa; Chordata; Lepidosauria; Squamata; Lacertidae
Gene: DMD
Product: dystrophin
Biological process (GO): neuron development; synaptic signaling; skeletal muscle tissue development
Cellular component (GO): sarcolemma
Molecular function (GO): zinc ion binding; protein binding
Source: RefSeq, a predicted model, not a curated record